UUUUGUAGUGAAGAUUAUUUUGUAGAUAAAAAUGAAGAAGUAUUAUUUCUUUUUUGGAGAAGGCAGUAAAGUGAAUCAAAUAAUUUGUGCUGUUUCAAUAAACUUUUUGGUGUUUGUGUACGGUACUACCAUUGGCUGGAUGUCCCCGAUGACGUUGCUGCUGCAAUCUGACAAAUCCCCUGUUGGAAGACCUCUUUCGGAUGCUGAGAUUUCAUGGAUGGCUUCUGUAGCCUACUUGACAUGCUUUCCAGCAGAUUUUCUUGUGGCCUAUCUUAGUGAUAAGAUCGGAAGAAAGAAUUCUUUGUUAUUGCUCUCUGUGACAGCUGUGUGUUGCUGGGCCAUCAAACUUUCCUCAUAUGAAAUCUGGGCCUUCGUAUUGGCAAGAGCUCUCUUGGGCAUCGUCAUGGGAGGCGCAUACAUCACUUGCCCGCUUUAUACCAAAGAUAUUUCUGAGGACUCAAUAAGAGGUGCUUUGGGAUCUCUGGUAAGUACAUUUCCGAUAAGAUCAGAUAAGAUCCACGUGAACAAGGCGUUAAUCUAAGCAUACUAAUAUAAU
Messenger RNA from Hyposmocoma kahamanoa, 556 nucleotides. Its product is annotated as solute carrier family 2, facilitated glucose transporter member 8-like. The transcript is spliced from 4 exons. The record is from RefSeq and is a predicted model, not a curated record. Gene Ontology annotation, molecular function: transmembrane transporter activity. NCBI's taxonomy places the organism in Eukaryota, Metazoa, Arthropoda, Insecta, Lepidoptera, Cosmopterigidae. Gene Ontology annotation, cellular component: membrane. The coding region runs from base 32 to 541 and encodes 169 amino acids. Gene Ontology annotation, biological process: transmembrane transport.